Molecule: messenger RNA, 4342 nt
Organism: Erpetoichthys calabaricus (reedfish)
Lineage: Eukaryota; Metazoa; Chordata; Cladistia; Polypteriformes; Polypteridae
Gene: fam3c
Product: FAM3 metabolism regulating signaling molecule C
Exons: 10
Coding region: 164-832 (222 amino acids)
Source: RefSeq, a predicted model, not a curated record
GGCCGCUAGGAGCGAUGGAACGCGCAUUUCUAUAUCGCAUCUAAGAAAGAGGCUGCCACUCAUCUUUAAUAAUCCAGGAAGGAGUGCAGGAACGAAUUCGUCGUGGCACUGGGCAGAUUUUUUUUUAAGCUGGAGUCAUAGAAAAGAAAAAGAAGAUCAGAUAAUGAGACUAACAGGUGUAAAGCUCGCUUUGGUUCUUGUGGUUUUAAUAAUUGCUGUUUAUAUUGCUUCAGAAGUAUUUGAGUUCAAAGGCAGCUUAGAAAAUCUCUUUGUGAGAUCAAUGAUAGAUGCACGACCUACAAAACCUCCAAGAUACAAGUGUGGCCUUUCCAAAGCAUGCCCAGAGAAACAUUUUGCAUUCAAAUUAGCUAGUGGUGCUGCUAGUGUCGUUGGGCCAAAGAUUUGCUUUGAAGACAACAUUGUGAUGAGUGGUGUUAAGAACAAUGUUGGACGAGGGAUAAAUAUCGCCUUAGUAAAUGGGAAAACUGGAGACUUGACAGAUACAAAAUAUUAUGACAUGUGGGCUGGAGAUGUGAAGCCUUUAAUUGAGUUCCUCAAGACAAUAGAGGAAGGAACAAUUGUAUUAAUUGCUACUUUUGAUGAUGGUGCUACUAAGCUAAAUGAUGAAGCAAGAAAGCUGUUAAGUGAUUUAGGUAGUUCAACUAUUAGCACUCUGGCCUUUCGGGACAAUUGGAUUUUUGUUGGAGGGAAAGGAAUUAAAACAAAAAGCCCAUUUGAACAGCAUAUUAAAAAUAAUAGAGACACUAAUAAAUAUGAAGGCUGGCCAGAGGUUUUGGAAAUGGAAGGUUGCAUCCCUCAGAAACAAGACUAGAAUUCUGGUGUAAGAAUGUCAAAUAGUGUGUUUUUUGUGUAUUUUUCGUGUAUUUAUAUAAAAAUCAUCUGAGGACUUAGAGACAGAGUGUGCACAAACUAGUGUAGCAGGAAGUUACUAUCAGUGCUGAAGAUUCACUCUAUAUGUCCUACAGGCAUUAGCUUCUGAAAAAAUUACUAAUAGUAAUUGUUUGAAGGCUUUUACUGUUUUUUGUAACAUUGUCAGUACAUUCUUCUCAGCUGUUAGUUUUUGAUUGAAUAAUGAAAGUUUUGCAUUUAAACACAGAAUGAUCACACAUGAAAAUUCUCAAAACCAGUACAUCUCGUUAAACAUCAUCUAUUAAAACAUUUUGCUCUAUUUGCACAUCCAUACAUGUAUAUUUGGAACGGCAGUCACUUAGUUUUAUUUAUACUGUAGAAAAAAAUGGUAAAAAUGAAUAAUAAAAAAAUAAAAACUAAGAGCAAUCCCAACUUUAAGAUAUGUAUAUACUGCUUUGGGUAUAUUGCUGCAGGAUUUACUUGAAAGCUAGAGAGUAUAUUGGUGACUGGUAUGUAGGUAUAUUGUUUGUAUUGAGUACCUAAUUAAAUUAUCGUUAGGUUCGCUCUACAGUUGUCUUUUGGCAAUAACACAAUUUUAUGUACAUUCUGGCCAGAAUCUGGUUUCAGACCUUAGUUUUAUUAAUAUUAGAAGUGUUUAGUGUAAUACAAGUAUUCAUAGAGAUAGUUGAGAGGUUUAUGUUCUACCGAAAAUUUUAUUUCUAUUUAUUUUUUAACUUUCUAAGUUUUUUUUUUUUUUCGUCAAAUUCUCAGAAGGUUAGAUGAAAAUACUAAUCGUUUUCAUUUAGCGAUUGUAAUGUUUGCUCAUGUUAAUUAAAAAAAUCUUUUUUUUAAGGAAAAUUACACUUUUUUCACUAUUUUAAUCAGUAAUGCAAAUCAGCAGCAGGAUAGAUAAUAAUAAAUUCAAAUUUUGUCACUGAACACUGAUAUUUGCUGUUUUGUUUAAAAUAUUUAUAUUUCUGUAUACAGUAUGUACUUGCUCUUAUGCUGUAUAAGGUGCACUAUGUUCAGUAAACCAGUUUUAUGAUGGAGAGUGCAUGAGCAAUUGGUCAUUUGAUAACCACAUCAUUUAUGACAUACUGAAAGCUUGAUUCAGUAUUCUCUAGUUUUGUAUUAUGAACUAAUUUAUGUUUUAAAAAGAAAACCAGAGCAAAAAUGUAUUUAAAAAUUGAUUUUCUGGUCACUGGAAAACAUCUGGAUUUUGAUUUUUUUUCUUGCAAAAUGUAAUCUUAACAGAAUACUAAUCUUUAGAUCAGCAAUAAUGCUCUGUUUAUUUCUGAGAGACCUACUCUGCUUCAGGUAUCUUUUUUUUUUUUUUAAACCUGCAGUUAAGGAAUUUGAAAGGUUUUAAAAAAUAUUCUGUUAUAGGUCCAUCAAAUGAUGGCUUUUCUGUCAUUUCAGCUGGAAAAAUGCUUUUUCCUCCUUGUCACAAUAUCCUGCCAUGUAGGUGACUGUUAUAGAAAUAUGUAUAUUAUAGCUGUAUACUGUUUCUCCUCUCUGUCUUUAAGCUAGAAUCACAUAUGAUUAAAAGAAGUGCACCACAUUAGUGCUUGGGAUGUCUAUGGCAAGGGGAAAAGCCGCUGUUACAAUGCAAGUCAUUUAAAAUGCCUUUCAUUCUCCAGGAAAACCAACUUUCUUGAGAAAGUACUGAAUACUUGCAAAAUGUCUUUCAUUUUGCAUUUUAUAAUGUAAAGUGAUUUGUUUCUUGCACCUACCAUUUGACAACAAUCCUAUCAAAAAUGUUUAUUGGCAAAGAUCACUUUCUGUAUAUAUUCUUUUGUAACAAUGCCUUAAAUAUUAUUGUAACAGAUACUCAAAAUAAAUGAAUCAAGGAAAAAAAAAUGAGGAAAAGGAAUAAUUAUGUUGAGUUUCAGGCUUCACAAAAUUAAAACAUCUCAUUAAAUUAGGUGAACAUUUGCUUGAAUUGAAACUGCUGCUUUAGAAGUAUUGCACCCCUGUGAACUGGCAAGCUGAAGAGCGGUGGUAGCAUUUUACUGUUUCUGCAGCCCUUACUUGACUUGUCUCAUUCAGAUUGUGAAAUUUAUGGUAUUCUUUGAAUCUUUCUAGACCAGAAAAUAUUUUGUUUAAAAUGACAUGAUUUCAUGAUCUAUUUUAGCAUUUUUUGGUACAUGUCGUUUUGUAUAUAAAGCUAUGGUGCAUUUUCAUGAAAUGCUGCUGUGGUACUGGAGACUCUGAACCUGAGCUGCCACAAGUUAAAUCUUUUCAUUGCGCUGUCUCUACCUGUUCUGUUUUUCUUAUGUAUCUGUCCUGUGGUGAGGCUAGUGCACCAUGAAGUUAUUGAUAUAUAUAUUUUUAUUAUUUUUUUAAACCUUUUUUGAUCCAGUGGUUAAUUAUCUUAGGCAAAUUGUGGAGAUGAAUAUAAAUAAAAUGACAGGACGUUCAACCCAAUGCAAUUAAUAAUUUAACUCUGUGGUCAUUCAAGAAUUUACUUUUAUUUGUUUUUGAGUAAAGCCACGUUUAUUUGUUCAUCUCUAAGAGACAGGCCACAGAGUUAAAUGCAUUUGUAUCCACAGUUGGAUUUGUACAAGUUUAGCAAACACACAAAUAUGUAAACUACAGAACUAGCAAAGCACUUUUGGUAACACAGGAGGUAAUUUAAUAAGGUGUGUCAGUUGAACUCUUCAUUUCAAUGAUGUUGUUAAUAGUAUAAGCAUAAGUUAAUUUUAUCUGCAUAGCACAUCCGGCGUGGCAGGUGUAGAACAGUAUUCAACAAGUUUAGGUUACAGUUAGCCACUGCAAAACUCUGAAUAUUACUCUUUGUAAUCGUCAAGUUUGCAUUUGAGAUUUUCUAACAAAUUAGUUGGUUUCAGCUUUAAUUAUGAAGGACAAAGCACUUAAUAAUAGUUUGUAACUAAUUUACAAAUACUUUUCAUAGUACAGUAUUUCAGCCUGCAUUUGAUGCAUUGUAAAUUUUUCAAUAAUGCGCUUGCUUGAAAUUAUAAAUGCUCAUUUUCAAAUAAGCAGUUAGUAAGUGAUGCGUCUUAAUGUGUUUUGGUGAUAGUCUAUUAUCCAUUCUGAAGGGAAUUUGAAAUUGUUAGAUUUUUUUUUUCCCUUUUUAUUUACUUAUUUCAAAUUUAAAUGAAAAUUCCAUUUCUACAGUUUGCAGAUACCAAGAUUUAUUUUGAAAACCUGUAAUAAUUGUGUUAAUAACAUUGUACAAAAGGGUGCUAUGUAGCCUCUAACAUAAAAGGCAAGAAUAUGUUUAGUCUUUAACCAAAGCUCUGUGGUAGAUGAAGAAGUAGAGCUAUAUCUGGUUUUACUUGACCGAAGGGUGUUUUCAAUGCUGUCUUAUUUUUAUGAUCUAGAAUGCUUUAUUUUAGUUAUUUUUUUAAUUGAGAAUUACCACCUGUAUUUUCAUACGACUUGGUUGCAAAUCUUUGCUUCUUAUUAUGUAAAAAAAAUGAAUAUGUAAAUAAAUUCUGUAUAUAUACAA